Messenger RNA from Funneliformis caledonium, 997 nucleotides. The record is from the annotation of a GenBank genome assembly. NCBI's taxonomy places the organism in Eukaryota, Fungi, Glomeromycota, Glomeromycetes, Glomerales, Glomeraceae.
UAUGGCAUUAGCAAAAAGUAAUUUAAAUCUGAUUCAAGAAAUAAUACAUUCUGUUGGAUCAUUAAGUUGCAGUCAAGGAAAAAGAUUCUAUGUAUUAAUCUUAGCUGGAACUAUUCAAGCUCCUCUUAAGAAAAUGAUUAAAGAAUUAACAUAUAAUCUUUUACGUCUACUACUCCUUCUUCUUUCAGAUGGAGAGAUGAAUGAUAUUGGUAUUAUUAAUUUGGAAAUGAUACCUGAUAAUCCUAGUAUGUCUUAUAUCCGUAUACCAUACAUUUGGAUGUGGAUAUUAACCUUACUUGCAAAAUUCAAAGUCCUAUGUCUUCAACUUCUCAAAGAAUUAUAUAAAACGAUAAUAUUACAAAAACUCUUUAAAGAUGUAUAUUAUAAUGCUCAAGAAAUUCUAUUGGAUCAUAAAUUUCAGCUUCUAACUGUAGAAGAAUAUUAUGUAAAAUUUGAAUAUCGAUAUCUUAACACAAUGCAACAUAAGCACUUAUCAUUUGGUAUAGUAUUUAAGAAUGGUGAGGGUGUCCUAUGGGAUAUCUUUUUUUUCCUGAAUGAUUAUCUUAUUGCUAUUCAGAAUAUGGUGGAAAAUGAGUAUAAAAAAGUUGAAGAAGAGUUUGAAAUAUUACAGAAUUCAUAUACUGGCAUUAAACAAUGUGUCCUUUUAAUCUACACUAAUGAAUCUAAGAUGAUAAAGUAUUUAGAAGAUUUAAAAGAUAAUUAUUUCGUAAUAGAUUAUGAUAACUUUAAGGACUUUUACAGGUAUACCUUUUCAACUUGUACUGAAUUUUCUGCAGAUAAUGAACAAUUGAAUGCUAAUACCGUGAAAAUAUAUGAGUUAAGAAUAAUUAGAGGAAUAGAAGAAGCGAUAGCAAUUAACAUUCACAAAAAAAGACCAUUUGAUGAUGAAAAUGAUCUAUAUGAUAAGGUUAAAAACAUUUCUAUAGAGAUAAGAAAAAAGAUCAAGGUUACGAUAAUUAAUAAAAUAAAUUUGUAA